Messenger RNA from Gavialis gangeticus (Gharial), 1955 nucleotides. RefSeq names its product poly(A) RNA polymerase D5, non-canonical (gene TENT4B). Gene Ontology annotation, cellular component: TRAMP complex; nucleolus. Gene Ontology annotation, biological process: RNA 3'-end processing. The record is from RefSeq and is a predicted model, not a curated record. The transcript has 12 exons. The coding region runs from base 139 to 1614 and encodes 491 amino acids. Lineage: Eukaryota; Metazoa; Chordata; Crocodylia; Gavialidae. Gene Ontology annotation, molecular function: mRNA binding; poly(A) RNA polymerase activity.
GCCCUGGGGGACGGGCCGGCCGCCAGGGCCCAGGCCGGCCCGGCCGAGCCGCUCUACACCGGCACCCCCUGGAAGAAGAGGAACUACAGCCAGGGAGUCGUGGGUCUUCACGAGGAAAUCAUUGACUUCUACAAAUAUAUGUCUCCUAGAGCUGAAGAAGAGAGGAUGCGAAUGGAAGUGGUGAAUAGGAUAGAAAAUGUUAUUAAGGAACUCUGGCCCAAUGCAGAUGUGCAGAUAUUUGGAAGUUUUAAAACUGGUUUAUAUUUACCAACAAGUGAUAUUGACUUAGUUGUGUUUGGGAAAUGGGAAACAUUACCUCUUUGGACCCUGGAAGAAGCUCUCAGAAAGCACAAUGUAGCGGAUGAAAAUUCAGUGAAGGUUUUAGACAAAGCAACUGUACCGAUUAUUAAACUGACAGAUUCCUUCACUGAAGUAAAGGUCGAUAUCAGCUUUAAUGUACAGAAUGGGGUUAAAGCAGCCCAACUCAUCAAAGAUUUUAUCAAGAAAUAUCCUGUAUUACCAUAUCUGGUUUUAGUAUUGAAACAGUUCCUGUUACAGAGGGACCUUAAUGAAGUAUUCACAGGUGGAAUUGGUUCAUAUAGUCUUUUUUUAAUGGCUGUCAGCUUUCUUCAGCUACAUCCCAGGGAAGAUGCCUGCAUACCGGGUGCCAACUAUGGUGUUCUUUUAAUAGAAUUUUUUGAAUUAUAUGGUCGCCAUUUCAAUUACCUAAAGACUGGAAUCCGAAUAAAGGAUGGUGGCUCAUAUGUAGCAAAAGAUGAAGUGCAGAAGAGUAUGCUGGAUGGGUAUAGACCUUCAAUGCUAUAUAUUGAAGACCCGCUACAACCAGGUAAUGAUGUUGGGAGGAGUUCAUAUGGUGCCAUGCAAGUGAAACAGGCCUUUGAUUAUGCAUAUGUUGUUUUGAGCCAUGCUGUAUCGCCAAUAGCUAAAUAUUAUCCCAACAAUGAAACUGAAAGUAUAUUAGGUAGAAUAAUUAGAGUAACACAAGAAGUGGCCACAUACAGAGAUUGGAUAUCAAAGCAGUGGGGAAUUCAGAGUAGAACAGAGUCUUCAUGUAAUGGUAAUGGGGUAACCUUGAUAGUAGAUACUCAACAGUUGGACAAGUGUAACAAUAAUAUUUCUGAAGAGAAAGAAGCACUAGGUAAAUCUCGAAGUAAAACUUCAGAAACGCUCAGUAAACAUUCUUCAAACUCGUCAUCAGGUCCAUUGUCUUCCUCCUCUUCCACAUUAUCCAGUUCUAGUGAUGUAGAUUCUGAUGGAACACCAUGCAAAACGUCUAAACAGCUGAGUUGUCGUCAGUCUACCACAAACCGAGUGGGGUCACAAGAUGUAUCGCUGGAAUCUUCCCAAUCAGUUGGAAAAAUGCAAAACAGUCAAACGGCUAAUACAUCUAGCAGCAUGAACAAAUCUCAGCAUGGAUCUGCAAGGUUAUUCCGCUCUUCUUCCAACAAAGGCUUCCAAGGUCCAACAAACUCAAGCCAUGGUACCUCAGUGACAAACAAACAACAUCAAGGCAGCAAAUCACAUAAUCAGUAUUUCCAUGGCAAAAAGAGGAAACACAAGAGGGACGCAGCCCUUUCAGACCUUUGUAGAUAGUUGCCUAUUUAAUGACUGUUCUUCUGUGUGCAAUGAUCUCAUGCUACAGGAUAGUUUGAUAGUGACUCCUUGGAUAUCUUCCGGAGCUUCAGACUGUUGAUUAGCAACUGCAUUUUUUUUCCCAGCUCGCCACGGAACGGAUCAUGAAGAUUGAUCACUGCAAAAAAGAGGAAAAAAUGGCUGCUCAUUUGAUAAGUCAUAUGCUACAACAGGGUCAUUUAGGAUAUAAAGCUUGAAUGUAAAAUAAAUAUAUUUCCCAUCAGCUCAUGCUGACCUGUAGGGGUAGUUUUCAGUGUGUUUAGGGGGUGGUAUCAAACAAAACAAAACAAAACAAAAAAAAA